This is a messenger RNA of Hippocampus zosterae (dwarf seahorse), 4182 nucleotides long. It is a transcript of the gene wdr26a, whose product is annotated as WD repeat domain 26a. Gene Ontology annotation, molecular function: protein binding. NCBI's taxonomy places the organism in Eukaryota, Metazoa, Chordata, Actinopteri, Syngnathiformes, Syngnathidae. Gene Ontology annotation, biological process: proteasome-mediated ubiquitin-dependent protein catabolic process. The transcript is spliced from 14 exons. The record is from RefSeq and is a predicted model, not a curated record. Gene Ontology annotation, cellular component: GID complex. The coding region runs from base 395 to 2236 and encodes 613 amino acids.
ACAUGAAGGAAUUUCCGCUGACGUCACUGCGUAAGUCCAUAACAGGGCUGCAGCUGUCUGGAAGCAACAAUAACAAGCCGUAAUAACCAGUAACUUCAACGCGACCGAAGCGCUAUAUGACAGCGCCAAAUAUUCCGAAAUCUCGCAAAAUGUGGCGGUAGGAAUAAUUGCCGCCUUCGUCUUUUGGUCCUCCGAGUCGAAGUGUUCGUCUUUUUUGUCGCAGCAAUUGCUGCGUAUCGAACAGCAGAUUCGGCCGCGAGGGAACGAGACAGUUGGGGGCUGCAUCUGGGUCAGUGGGCCUGUCGGCGGCUUUGCCGGUGGUUUCAUUGCCCCUGCGUUGUCCCACUGCGACUGUCGUCCUUUUUUUUGUACUCGCCAUACAAAGUGUGCUAACAUGCAGGCUAACGGGGCAGUGCCGGACCGAGACCCUGAAGUGUCCAGCCGAAACGGUACCCCGAACGGCGACUCGUCCGACGCUGGGGCAGCUCACUCCAAUGGACUUGUGUCAGCCACCAACAAUGGAAACCCAGUGAGUAACAACAACGGAGUGUCAGCCCAGCCCGCGUCCAACAACAUCAACAACAGCUCGGGCGACAUCAACUGUGGCGUCAAGAAAAAGAAGCGCUUGUCUCAGUCUGAGGAAGACGUCAUCAGGCUCAUUGGGCAACAUUUACACGAUUUGGGUCUCAAUCAGACGGUGGACCUCCUCAUGCAAGAAUCUGGGUGCAGGCUGGAGCAUCCCUCUGCCACAAAGUUUCGCAAUCAUGUCAUGGAAGGAGAGUGGGACAAGGCGGAGAGUGAUCUAAAUGAGCUGAAGGCACUGAUGCAUUCUCCUACUGCUAUAGUGCGCAUGAAGUUCCUCCUGCUGCAGCAGAAGUAUUUGGAGUAUCUCGAGGAUGGUAAAGUCUUGGAGGCUCUGCAGGUUCUCAGAGCCGAACUCACGCCUCUCAAGUACAACACAGAGCGCAUUCACAUUUUGAGCGGGUACCUGAUGUGCAGUCACGCAGAGGACCUGCGAGCCAAAGCGGACUGGGAAGGCAAAGGCACUGUAUCCCGAACAAAGCUGCUGGACAAACUCCAGAUGUGGUCUUUCUGCGUGUGUGCAGCCUACCUGCCUCCGUCAGUGAUGCUGCCUCCUCGCAGGCUGCAGACUCUGCUAAAACAAGCAGUGGAACUACAGCGGGAGCGCUGCCUCUACCACAAUACUAAGCUGGACAGUGGACUGGACUCUGUCUCCUUGCUGCUCGACCACGGCUGCAGCCGGAAACAGUUUCCCUGCUACACCCAGCAAAUACUUACCGAACACUGCAAUGAAGUCUGGUUCUGCAAGUUCUCCAAUGAUGGCACAAAACUGGCAACUGGCUCUAAAGACACUACUGUUAUUAUAUGGCAUGUUGACACGGAAACAAGGCAGGUGAAGUUAAUGAAGACUCUGGAGGGUCAUGCGUAUGGAGUUUCUUACUUGGCAUGGAGCCCUGAUGAUGCCUACCUGAUAGCAUGUGGUCCUGACGAUUGCUCUGAGUUAUGGCUGUGGAAUGUACAGACGGGGGAGUUACGAACAAAGAUGAGUCAAUCUCAUGAAGAUAGUCUCACUAGCGUGGCGUGGAAUCCAGAUGGCAAACGCUUCAUCACUGGUGGGCAGAGAGGCCAGUUCUACCAAUGUGACUUGGAUGGAAACCUUCUGGACUCAUGGGAAGGCAUUCGUGUGCAGUGCCUGUGGUGUUUGGGAGAUGGACGCACCGUCCUUGCUUCUGACACCCACCAGCGCAUUCGUGGCUACAACUUUGAGGACCUGACGGACAGAAGCAUAGUCCAGGAGGACCAUCCAAUAAUGUCCUUCACAGUCUCCAAGAAUGGAAGGUUAGCUCUGCUCAACGUUGCUACCCAGGGAGUGCACCUCUGGGACCUGCAGGAUCGGGUGCUGGUGAGGAAGUACCAAGGAGUGACACAGGGCUUCUACACCAUUCACUCCUGCUUUGGAGGCCACAAUGAGGACUUCAUUGCAAGUGGCAGUGAAGACCACAAAGUUUACAUCUGGCACAGGCGCAGCGAAUUGCCCAUCGCAGAGCUGACUGGACACACGCGCACAGUCAACUGUGUAAGCUGGAACCCCGUCCUGCCUGGUCUCCUGGCAAGCGCCUCCGAUGACGGAACCAUCCGAAUCUGGGGACCAGCCCCCUUUCUGGAGGUCCAAGAUGCAGACGGACUCAACGAUUGUUGCAGCAUGGACAGCUGAUGACGUGCGACCGCUGCCGAUGUCGCUGUGAACACGACGAGCACUAAAUGACUCUGGUGACACUUGACUGGGAUGGAGCAAGGAAGAGUUUUGAUCGGCGAACAGCUGCACCCCGGCGGCUGAAGCAGCGGUGGCUGUGUAUCGGGAGGUCCCAUCGACUUCUUGAGACCACACCUGGAAGUCCGUCAUCUGACACACCUUCGCCUGACUGGAUCCACCCACCUUCUCUUUAUUUAUUAUCAGAGACAUAAUUUAUUAAGUGGCAAAACAGCUCAUGGUAGAGGGGGUGUGUGUGCGCGUGCGUGUAUGUGCGUGUCUGAGUGUGUGUGUUGUUUGCUUCCUUUCUUCACCAUAACAUUUUGAGAUUUUACCUGCAGGAACACAAUGGAUGUAAUGAAUGAUCUUCUACGGUAUAUUGUAAUUUUAAAAGUACAGAAGAGAUUUUAUGGUUUUGUUUACCUUCCACUUUGUUGCUGACGUGCGUAGACAGAAGAAUCUUCAAUGAGCAUGUUGCACAAGAUUUCACAAAAAAUGUCAUGAUUGAUGGUCCACUUACAUUAUGUCCUCCAUCUCGUCAGACAUUGAGUAACUAACUUGUGGUAGGUGAUACAUUGGCAUCGUCAGUGUAGAUUCCUUCGUUUAUUAUGGCUUUAAUAGUUGCUUUUAUACAGUACACAAAUUCUCGUUUGGUUGUUGCCUGUUUUAGUAUAGUUUUGUUUAGUUGCAACUUUCUUUGUUUCUUUUUUCCUCAUUAUAAAUUGAGUUAAACAUUUUAAAUUAGACCUCCUGCUUUUUUUUUUACUUUCUUUUAGCCAAAGCUAAAUAUUAGGAUGUCAAAACACAACCGUGUCUGUCUCUUGAAAGUUAGAUUUUUUUUCCCAUCUUGUGUCUUACCUAAAAAAGCAAGAAAAGUUGUAAUUCAUCCCCCAAAAAAACAUUCACAAAUAUCACAUCGUGAGUUAAAAUAAAGCCGCAAAAAUAAUCUCCUAAAACAUUGGCGUUGUUAAUCUUCUUUCAUACAGCUGUUGUAAGCUACUUUCAAUGCCGGUACUUUUAGUUAGUAUUUCUGGCGGUGAGAUGGAUUUACGUCUUAUCUGUGUGCGGUCAGGAAUGUCACCUAAUGCACCCGUCGCCCAGAGGGUGUCGGAAUUCAGGUAUGCACGUGAUGUGUUGAUCGUGAACGUAUAUUUCAGAUUGCGAGACCGGCAGUUUAAAUUUGUACACAUCGCUACUGAGGUUGUUUUACAAUGAGCUACUUACUUACUUUCCACGCUGUAAAAAAAAAAAAAAAAAAGAUUCUCACCAACUUGUACAAAGUGUUUCCUUUCAUAGACUCAAGUAAAAAUCUGUUUUUUGAUGUUGUGUGUGCUGUAUAUUUGUGUUAUGGCAUGUUUGAUGAGGCUGUGUAGAAAGACAGGAUACAAAUUAUGCCACAGGGUUCCUGCAUUUUUAUUUGACGUCCCCCACCAUGUCAAAAAUGUUUCCGAGAGCCUUUCCCAUGAGAUACAAGACUGUCUUAUAUUGACAACAGAUUGCACUGGAAAAUCAACAAUUUGGGAUGUACAAUUCACAACAGUUUCAUUUCACCAUCGUAGCGUAAGGUUUUUAAAAUGCUUUUAUAAAUGGCUUGGUAAAAAGGAAAAACUGUUAAGCCAUUGAAGACUUGCCUCGAUUACGGGAACCCUGUUUCUGUGUAAACAUCAUCCUCAUCAUCACUUAACACACACACACUUCGGUCAGUCACAGCUGUGGUGAGCAAGUCUCUUCUUCUGCUAUGGUUUCUUUUGAUUCUGUGGUUCAGGCUUCUCUUGCUGUAAAAUAACGAAAAGUAGGAACUUCCUUUGCUUGCAGGUAGUUUCUGCCAGAUGCGUGUUAUUCAAAAGUGAUUGUACUGUUCUGUAAUUGUUCUGUAUACAAAUUUUAAAUAAAGAGUCAGGGUUUUAAAA